Molecule: messenger RNA, 4635 nt
Organism: Perca flavescens (yellow perch)
Lineage: Eukaryota; Metazoa; Chordata; Actinopteri; Perciformes; Percidae
Gene: nr2f6b
Product: nuclear receptor subfamily 2, group F, member 6b
Exons: 5
Coding region: 1625-2845 (406 amino acids)
Biological process (GO): regulation of DNA-templated transcription
Molecular function (GO): zinc ion binding; sequence-specific DNA binding; DNA-binding transcription factor activity
Source: RefSeq, a predicted model, not a curated record
CUAAAGGAGGGAGCCAGGCAGAGACACACAGAGGAUUGAGAGGAGCAGGAGAGGUGGCUAUCUCUGGGCUGCUCUCCACUGCAGCGUCUGGCUUUCACUAAAAGGUCUAUGACCGUGUUUUUCCUGCGCUUGUUUGCCUAAUUUAUUCCUGCCGAGGCCAGCAGAAAGAAAGGCGGAACAGAGAAGAAGAAAAAAAGGACGGGCAGAAUAGUAAAGAGUGCAACAGUACACCCUGACUUGCUGACAGGGAAUGCAGAAAGGUUCUGGCCUCUGGUUGUUACUGCUGGAUGGACAAGCACUGACAAAACAAGAGACAAGACUUUGUGGGCUUUGAGAAAGGGGGAGAUUUCUCAACUCUGCUUUUUGUUCUGGCUCGUUGUUGUUUUACUGUGACAUUUGAGCCUCUGACACGACAGACUCGGAAGAGUUGGGGGAGCCACCAGAAAACAUCAUAACACCACAGACACAGAAGAGGAGGAACUAUUUGAUGAAAUUUGUUGCUGCAGAGACCACAAAGACAUUACUCCAGGAGUGAAAGCAGUGUAUCGUCUUUCUCAACACUUAUUUAACUAUCAAGUGUGGAAUCGGUUUCAGUUGGAUGUUUUUGGCUAUUUAUCUGGCACAGAGGUGUUCCUGAGCCAAAACACUUAUUGUAUAUAAAAGCUGAAGUGACUCAGUGGUUGUGUCCUUUCAGAAUACCAAAGAAAGAAACAAAAACCCAAUUUCCAAAACUCCCCACAAGCCUUUUUUUCUUUUCUUUUGGGGACGUAUGACUGAGCAUUUCCAGAGCAAAACAUGAUCUUAUUUUUCCUCUUCAUCACUAUAACCUUUGCUUCUAUAACAGCCCCGACAAGUCAAGAGUGAGUCUGGACUAGAACUGCCUCAGAUCAGCAGAUAACACAUCUGCACGGCAGGAACUGGUUGGACUAGUUUAUAAGUUGGAGGAGAGGGCAGGGCAGUUUAACCCUGCCUGAAGGAGAGCUGUGUUUUAUUUUCCUCCCACUUGCUUAUCCUUUUGGGGAGAAAGUUGAGUGCUGAGAGAGGGGCAGAGCUUAUUUUUCAUUUGGAGAGCGACUCUGUUUUGUCCCUUGUCACUAUGCUUAGGGAUAGGUGAGGUGUUUAUCUUUUUACUUCUUCCAGGGGGGAGACGGAGAGAGAAAGUGGGAGGGAGAAAGAGUCAAAGUGUAAUUUAUUGUUUCCAGUGAAAAGAGCAAGGCUGCACCCUUUUUUCCUGCUUGAACUCUGAACCACUCAAUGUGUGUCUGAAGUUUUCUCAGACCUUGGGAGCCAUUGAUACGAGGUCAGGGUAGAGAACACAAGAAGGAAAGACAGGAACAGAGAGAGCAGAGGGAAUAAAGAAGAGCGAGAGAGAAAACAGCACUGGGAAAGACCUCCAGGUCAUUACAACCAGACGCCAAAGGGGAGAAAGGUCAACACGGGAGAGUCCGGGACGACUUUUUAUCCCACUUCUAGAUUCUUUUGGACAAAGCCUGCCUUUAAUACAAAUCUGGAGCCACUCUUUUCUUGUCUGGGACCAGUUUUUAGACUUUGAGGGUAGUUUGAAGCUGGGGGAGAGGGCGCGUCUGUGUAUGAUCUACUCACAGGGCUGCGUGUUUCAAAGAAUAUGGCCAUGGUGAGCGGGGGAUGGGGCAACCCCAACGGGGACACUAAUGGACUGGGGGAGAAGGCUUACCUGAGAAGGGAGGAAGAGGAGAGCUCGCCUCAGGCCGGGAGCAGCGAUGUAGACGUCGGGGACGAGGACAAGGCUUGCGUGGUGGACUGUGUGGUGUGCGGGGACAAGUCCAGCGGGAAGCACUACGGCGUGUUCACCUGCGAGGGAUGCAAGAGCUUCUUUAAGAGGAGCAUCAGACGAAACCUUAACUACUCCUGCAGAUCAAAUCGAGAAUGCCAAAUCGACCAGCAUCACCGCAACCAGUGCCAAUACUGCCGUCUGAAGAAAUGUUUCCGUGUAGGAAUGCGCAAAGAAGCAGUCCAGAGGGGCCGAAUCCCUCCAUCUCACUCAGGUAUCAGUCCCAACUCCCUGCCAGGUGGGGUUGCAGGCGCAGGCCCAGGUCAUAUUGGGGCGGACUUCUUCAACGGGCAGCCGGUGUCAGAGCUCAUCUCCCAGCUCCUCCGGGCUGAGCCGUACCCCAGCAGCCGAUACGGGACCCCGUACAGUCAGGCACAGAUGCAGGCGUCUGCGAGUGGAGCCUCCGUCAUGGGCAUCGACAGCAUCUGUGAGCUGGCCGCCCGGCUCCUCUUCAGCACCAUUGAAUGGGCCAGAAACAUCCCAUACUUUCCAGAACUGCCAGUCUCAGAGCAAGUGGCGCUGCUUAGGCUGAGUUGGAGCGAGCUCUUCAUCCUGAACGCAGCUCAGUCUGCUCUGCCUCUACACAUGGCUCCUCUGCUGGCAGCUGCCGGGUUUCACUCAUCUCCCAUGUCUGCUGAGCGUGUGGUGUCCUUCAUGGACCAGGUCAGGAUUUUCCAGGACCAGGUGGACAAACUGAAGAGGCUGCAGGUGGACUCAGCCGAGUACAGCUGCCUCAAAGCCAUUGCACUCUUUUCACCUGAUGCAUGUGGUCUGACAGACCCAGCCCAUGUGGAGUCCCUACAGGAGAAGGCCCAGGUCGCCCUAACAGAGUACGAGAGGUUGCAGUACCCCAACCAGCCGCAGCGCUUCGGCUGCUUACUGCUGCGCCUCCCGGCUCUGCGUGCCGUGCCGGCCAACCUCAUCUCCCAGCUCUUCUUCAUGCGACUGGUGGGCAAGACACCCAUCGAGACGCUGAUCCGAGACAUGCAGUUAUCAGGGAGCUCCAUCAGCUGGCCCUAUGUACCGGGACAGUAAACCCUGUUGAUUCCAGAGUGAGACAGACUGAGAUCAGAUUGGGAGGAAUCAGAGCUCACAGAAUGUUAUGAACACAAACUGGGAUUUCAGAUGUUUAAGGUCGUUGUCGUCAGCUUUUCCCACGUUAGCUCUGAAAAGUUGGAAGUCACACCAAAGCUGCUGUCAGGGAAACAAAAAUGGGUAAUUGUAAUAUAUUUGCAGCACUUGUCAGUUUUGCUCUGGCCUCCGUCUGAUUUCUCUGUCUCAUUUUGGACAAAAACACAGGGCUUUAAUUAAAAUGAAGACUCUAACAUGAGGCCAUGUGCCUGUACUACCUCUUCCCAGAUCACCCUUAAUGUGACUCCGUUUUAACCCAGGCUCUGUGUUUCCCCUCUGCUUUGUUUUUCAAGUGAAAAUGAAGCCAUAGCAGCGCCACUUUUACAGGCAGAGCUUUAUAUCGGAGACAUGUCGUGCAAAUCAUACCUAAGUCGUGUCAUGUUUGAUAAGUGGGAUAAAAAUAUCACACUUUUUUACCAAAUGUAUUUGUGAAGAUAUAUCAAAGUAUCAACUUUUACAGCAUUUAAACAAAGAAGAGGCAUGGGAAUUGUAUUGUAUGUCAUACUUUAUGAAGUACUGUAUAUACAAGACAUGUAUGUUAUGUACUUAAAGAGAAGUUAAGGGAAAUACGCUUAUGAUCAUUUGAUGAGAAGAUUGAUUCCACAUAGACAGUACUGCUAGACAGUAAAUGUGAAGACAGAAGUCUUUAUGCUAAGCUAAGCUAACCAGCUGCUGGGUUGAGCUCUGUAUUUACUGUACUCUCUGCAAAUAGAAGUGAAUAACCAUAUUUCUUAAAAUGUAAAGCUAUUCCUUUAAUAUAGUAUGUUAUACAAUAAUGUGCUUGCGUGUGAAUGUACUUAAACACACCCUGGCUCCUCAGACAGUCACAUCCCUGUUAAACAUUAUUACCUCAUGUUUUAUACAUCAAAGACAAAGAUUGUAUAUUCAUGUGCUAAAGAUAAAUACAAAGGGAUCAAGGCAUCUUUAUCAGAAACCAGAAACACUAAUAUUCCUCUAUAGACUUGUCUGUCCACCAGACUUUGGCCAAAAUAUAUUUGUUUGAAAUGCAAUGCUUAAUGAUUGAAGGGCGCCCAAAGUUUGACAUAUUAUUUACAGAAAUCUACAGCUUAGUCAAGUGACUCAAGUUUCUGGUUAAUCUCCAACUGGAGACUGUUUCCUUUACUUUUAUAAGAGCAGAGGUAAUUCAUUCUCAUUUCUUUUUACACAUGGUCCCAUUGCAGAAGCAGUGUGACAAAGCACGGCCUAACGUGGACAGAGGUCACUUUCAGAUAAUUAUGCUUGUGCAAGGUACUCUGAGUGUUGUAAGUGUUGUAAAGGUUAUGGUGUUUGUUGAUACUGAGAUAAAGGGUACUUAGUAGUUACAUUCAUGAGUGUUAUUGCCAUGAAGUGCAGCUCAAUGUGACAAAUGUUUUCUUACCAAAUUAACUGACUGAAAGGAAAGACAGUGUGGGGACAAAUGUGUUUUUGGUAUGACUUAUUGUACUACCCAUAAAAAAGGCAACAAUGAUCACCAAUGCUUUCAAACAACUUCAUCAUCAGCACUUCAUGCUGUCCUUCAGUCACUUUUUGUGUUAUUUGUUGGAAUAUAAACGGUAGUGAUUUGACUGUGUAAAGCUUUACUUUUAAAAGAAGCAUGUUUUUUAUGAACAUGCCAAACCUAAAAAAUGCAAAAGAAGUUCAUAUGAAUGAUUCUUUUUUGCAUUAUUAGAAAUAAAAGUAUGCACAUUCGUUCA